AUGGACAAGUCAGAACAAGCAGAAGUCGCCCUUUCGAACAAGGUCGAAGACCCUGUCAAGCCCAUCACUACGGAAGAGCUGGACGACGACCCUGUAUUCUCUAAGAAUGAGCAGUCAGAUAUCAAACGACUCAUCGAUCGCUCCUUGAUUGUCAUCACCGGGCUCAUGUACAUGAUCGCAAUUCUAGACAGGGCUAAUUUGGGCAACGCAGCAAUAGCCGGCAUGUCCGAGGAUCUGGGAUUGGGGUCGGCUAUCGUUAUUGAUGCCAUCAAACAGUCGCUCAUCGCUCUAGUUCUCUUCAUCACCUAUGUUCUGUUUCAGCCUCCAGCCACACUCCUAGUGCGAAAAUUCGGACCUCGUUUCUUCUUACCGACUAUUUGCCUCUGCUGGGGCAUUGUCACGGACGGUGUAGGGGGUUAUGCAGGCUGGCGGUGGAUCUUCAUCAUUGAAGGCCUUUGUACUUGCGUUGUUUCUGCGCUAGGUGCCGUCUUUAUGGUUCCCUUUCCCGAUCAGUUGCUUGAGAAAGAGAAGUUCUGGCCAACCUUCCUCAAGAAAGAGGAAAUCGAGUUUGUUGUGCGAUGUAUUAACAAGGAUCGAAAUGAUGCAUUUGCCGAUGUCUGGAGCUGGAAGAAAUGGGCUUCCUCUGGCUUGGACCCAAAAGUCUGGAGCUUCGCGCUGAUCUUCAUAUUUACCAAUUCCCAAGGAUACGCGGUGGCCUACUUUCUUCCCAUCAUUUUACGACAAACCCUGGGAUUCUCACUCCUAAAGGCUCAAUGUCUAUCUGCUCCACCAUAUGUGUUCACUGCUGUCAUGACACUUAUUGUCCCCUGGAUCGGAGACCACUAUCACAUCCGAGGCCCGUUAUUGGCUGCCAACGCAGUCAUGGGCUUGAUAGCAUUGCCAAUCAUCGGUUGGGCAAAGGGACCAGCUGUUCGAUACUUUGGCACCUUUCUUGUCGCUGCGUCGGGCAAUGUGGCCACCCCGUUGGGCAUGGCAUAUCAGGCUAACAAUAUACGCGGGCACUGGAAACGCAAAUUCUGUUCCGCAACCUUAGUUGGGUCUGGAGCAGGCAUUGGGGCGAUCACUGGCACCCUGAUUUUCCGAUCGCAAGACGCUCCUGAAUACCGACCAAGGUUAUAUGGCUGUAUCACCUGCAAUCUCUUGGUCAUCCUUUUUGUUUCCAUCAACACCAUGUACUUCCGACAUCAGAAUCGUCUUGCCGAUAAGCAUGGUGAAGUUCUUGAGGGUGAAACCAGCUUCAGAUACACUAUUUGA
Exophiala aquamarina CBS 119918 is the source of this 1275-nucleotide messenger RNA. RefSeq lists its product as uncharacterized. NCBI's taxonomy places the organism in Eukaryota, Fungi, Ascomycota, Eurotiomycetes, Chaetothyriales, Herpotrichiellaceae. The record is from RefSeq and is a predicted model, not a curated record. The coding region runs from base 1 to 1275 and encodes 424 amino acids. Gene Ontology annotation, molecular function: transmembrane transporter activity. Gene Ontology annotation, cellular component: membrane. Gene Ontology annotation, biological process: transmembrane transport. The transcript has 9 exons.